UACCUACUUUGCCAUGGGAUCUCCACUAGUUUGGUUGCUGCUCGUAGCCGUCUGCACGGUGUCCUUCCUGGGAGAAUCAAGUGCGGUCUGCUGUACCGACAACAUGACCAUCAAAUUUUGGGUCAAAAACAAUAAUUGUGGCGCUCUUAAUGCCAAAAAAGUUUCUGGCGGUUUCUGUCAGAUGACAAUUUGUGGCGACGGAGAACGGCUCGUUGGCUAUUAUUGUGGAAAAGGGCCGUGCAACAUUUUUGGAUGCGCUUGCGAAGGCGGCUGCCGGCAUGGAAACUGGGUUGAGUCCUUUUUGGCCCGGAACAGGCGUCACGAAGUUUCGGUAAUGGAUGCAUCCGGAUCAAACGAAAUGAGUCCUGGAUUAGAUGGUGCCAUAUCGGGCAUAACAGCGCCGUACAAGUAAAUAAGUUUUCACUGUUUUUAUACUCUUGCAGAGGGUACAUAUAUUAAUUUUGGCCAAAGUUACUUUUGUUGUUGUCAAUAUA
Molecule: messenger RNA, 494 nt
Organism: Drosophila bipectinata
Lineage: Eukaryota; Metazoa; Arthropoda; Insecta; Diptera; Drosophilidae
Source: RefSeq, a predicted model, not a curated record